UAACUUGUAACAUACCCUUCCCUUAACUAACUAAUGUCUUCAUACACACAUAACAAAUUCAAAUUCACAUUCUUUCUAAACAACCGAAUCGCUUUUCAUCUAAGCAUUAAAUCAAAAUCAUUUUGUCUCAGUUUCAGCUAUUGCCCAUUUAACCUACACUUCUCUUCAUAUUUUCCCGCUGGUGCAUGGACGUCACGUUGAUCCACAUUUUCUAGGGCACGAAUUCUUCGAGAUUCAGAAUCAAUGGCUUCGUGGCUCAAAGCUGCCGAAGAUUUGUUUGAAGUCGUAGACCGAAGAGCAAAGCUGGUUGUCAGUGAUUUGGCAGAUGAGCAAUCUGAUUCGCCGACACCAGGAUCUCAAGCCAGGAGGACAAAGUCAAGGACAAAGGCUCAAAAGAGACUCUCCUCAAAUGAAUCUCAAAAUAUAGGUGAUACUGCACAGGAGCAGGCUCACACAAAUUUCCAGUUAGAUUUAACACCUGACAGAGAUAGGGCUGCUCCUUCAGCAGUUGAAAAUGAGAGGACCCCUAGUGGUAAGACCCCAAAUAAUGAGCAGGAGCAAGGUAUUGAAAAAGACACCCCCAGCACUCCUUCGACAGGGCCUCCAGCAAAUGCUUCAGGUAAACAUGAUGCUGAUCUUGCAGAAGUUCCUGUAACUGUUACUGAUGCAGACACUGCUGUAUCAACUUCAAAUGGUGAGCUUCUCAAUGAGAAUGCUUCAGAUGUUCAUGUAGAACAAUCUCCUUCAUCAUUGCUUCCCAAAGAAAUUGGGAUUGCCAAUGAAGAUCAUUCAAAUGAUGCUGGAGAAAAAAUCAAAUCAGAAGAUGCUGAUGUUCCUCUGAAGACAGAUAAUGAGAGAUCUCUAUCUGUAGUUGUUGAGCCUCCUGUUAAUAGUGGAAGUCCAUUGAAAGAUAUUGAUUCUAAGGUUGAUACUGUUGCAACUCAGAAGAAGCAGCAGGAGCACAAAAUGGAUAGUCCGCCUACGAAGGUACAGGACCAACUUGAUGAGGCUCAAGGAUUGCUGAAAACGGCAAUUUCCACUGGCCAGUCAAAAGAAGCAAGGUUAGCUCGGGUUUGUGCUGGACUUUCAUCACGUCUUCAAGAGUACAAAUCUGAAAAUGCACAGCUGGAGGAACUUCUUGUUGCGGAGAGAGAACUGAGUAGAUCAUUUGAGGCUCAAAUAAAGCAGCUACAGCAAGAAUUAUCUGCUUCUAAAAGUGAAGUAACUAAAGUGGAGUCAAACAUGGCUGAGGCUUUAGCAGCGAAGAACUCAGAAAUUGAGGCGCUUGUCAGUUCUAUAGAUACACUAAAGAAACAGGCUGCUUUAUCUGAAGGAAACCUGGCUUCGCUGCAGAUGAACAUGGAGUCCAUAAUGAGAAAUAGAGAAUUAACAGAGACGAGGAUGAUGCAGGCUGUACGGGAGGAGCUUGCUUCUGCUGAAAGGAGAGCUGAAGAAGAACGUGCUGCACAUAAUGCUACCAAAAUGGCUGCUAUGGAAAGGGAAGUGGAACUGGAACAUAGAGCUGUUGAGGCAUCGACAGCCCUUGCUAGGGUGCAGAGAGUUGCAGAUGAGAGGACAGCAAAGGUGGGGGACCUUGAGCAGAAGGUAGCGGUACUUGAGCUUGAAUGUGCAACAUUAAAUCAAGAACUGCAAGAUAUGGAAGCUCGUGCUCGCCGUGGACAAAAGAAGUCCCCUGAUGAAGCAAAUCAAGUGAUUCAGAUGCAGGCAUGGCAAGAUGAAGUGGAACGUGCACGCCAAGGCCAGAGAGAUGCUGAGAGCAAGCUUUCUUCUUUGGAGGCGGAAGUGCAAAAAAUGAGAGUCGAAAUGGCUGCCAUGAAGAGGGAUGCGGAGCAUUAUUCGCGAGAGGAGCAUAUGGAUCUAGAGAAACGCUACCGUGAACUAACUGAUCUCUUGUACUACAAGCAAACACAGCUAGAAACCAUGGCUAGUGAAAAAGCUGCAGCAGAGUUCCAAUUGGAGAAGGAAAUAAAACGUAUUCAAGAAGCACAGGUUGAGGCAGAAAGAAGUAGAGUUUCUCGCCGGGCAUGGUCUUCUUGGGAGGAAGACACAGAAAUGAAGACACUUGAGCCACUCCCCUUGCAUCACCGACACAUGGCUGCAGCGAGCGUACAGUUGCAGAAGGCAGCAAAACUAUUGGACUCAGGGGCCGUCAGGGCCACAAGAUUUCUUUGGCGGUAUCCAACAGCACGUGUAAUCCUGCUUUUCUAUCUUGUAUUUGUACAUCUCUUUUUGAUGUAUUUGUUGCAUCGCCUUCAGGUACAAGCGGAUAAUAUGGCUGCUAGAGAAUUUGCAGAAUCUAUGGGUCUCAAUUCCGGUAACUUGCCAUGAUUGAAUAUGCCCUACAGAUCAGAAGUCAGUACUACUGAGCUUUUUGAAUUUACUGAUUUCAUGUCUGCGAGGAUGUUGUAUUCAAUUUUUUAACAAAUACACAAGGCUUGGAAAAGAUUGUGAAAGCGUAAAAAUUACUGAAAGAUGGAACCGUCACUGUUACUGUCAUUGUUUUCUCUUUUCAUUUCACAAUUGGGGAAAAAAAAUCUGCGGCCUGAAAUGGCAAAAUAGAUUCAGGUGCAAGUAGAUGUGUGGGCUUGUCAUCUAGGAAUUACAUGCCAAUAUUCAUACAUUAUUAACGGUAAAAUGAUAAUUUAAUAGUGUAAGAAAUUUUAUGUUGUAACUUUGUAGAUUUAAACUUGCUUCUGUAUUGUGGAUGGAAUAUUCUUUUAUUUAUGAAGGUCAGUUGCUAAC
Pistacia vera is the source of this 2763-nucleotide messenger RNA. Its product is annotated as golgin candidate 1-like. The transcript has 20 exons. NCBI's taxonomy places the organism in Eukaryota, Viridiplantae, Streptophyta, Magnoliopsida, Sapindales, Anacardiaceae. Gene Ontology annotation, biological process: retrograde transport, vesicle recycling within Golgi; Golgi organization. Bases 244 to 2349 code for a protein of 701 amino acids. Gene Ontology annotation, cellular component: Golgi cisterna; Golgi membrane. The record is from RefSeq and is a predicted model, not a curated record.